Molecule: messenger RNA, 768 nt
Organism: Babesia ovata
Lineage: Eukaryota; Apicomplexa; Aconoidasida; Piroplasmida; Babesiidae
Exons: 1
Coding region: 1-768 (255 amino acids)
Source: RefSeq, a predicted model, not a curated record
AUGGUGUACAAUUCGUUAACCGAGGCUCCUCACAACCUCAAGGAGGGGGUUGACUGGUUGAUGGCCCUGAAGGGAAAGGAUGCUGACAAAAACUUGGCUGCUAUGGGCGAGGCACUUUACAAAUUCCUCGCAGACAAGCCCGUUGGCAAGGAGGAGUUGCCAGCUCUGGAAAAGGUAAAGAGUAUUUCUAAGGGGUUCCUGGAGCAACCGGCACUUAAUUAUAUAUGGCCCGCCAACGAGCUGUUGAGGAGAUUCAAUAAACCUCUGAGUAAGAAGCAUCCUGGCUUUUUCCCUAGAUUUUUUGGAGUUAUAUUCGAAAGCGACUAUGAGAACGUCAUUCAGACCAGGGGGCUCACCGCUAAAACAAUUGCAGAGAAAUUAAGUAAAGCUGUGGCUGGUUGUGAAAAGUUCUUGGACAACGUCAAAAUCCCUGACCAGUAUGCGUCUGCUUACAGUUCGGAAGCGACGUGGGAUGCGUCAUGCGCGGAAGACCCGGAGGCUUGUGCGGUGAUUUUCGUGGGGAUUGCGCCAAUGUUGUACGCAGGUCUACGUUCUUUGCGGGAAGCGAGCAAUGCUCAAAGCUAUUGUCACGAUUCAAUAUGCCUGACACCGAUUAGUUUGAGAGAUGUGGUGAAAGCUGUGGGUUACAAAGACCCAGGGUGCCGUGCUAGCAUGACCGCUUCAUAUAUCCUUAAGGCGUUGAAAGGCGUAAAAUUCCAAAACUUGGUCACAAUCUACGACCUCUGUGGAUUCUGGGCUUUCUAUUGA